AUGUUUGUUCGAACACUAACUAACGAACAUCAAUCUGGGACUAAGCCUCCAGUUGUACCAAAAUCAUUAACACCAAGAAAUGGCGUUAAACCAAACAACCAUCGUCGAUCAAAUACACAAACAAUUAGUACCAAUGUUUCCAAUAGUUAUGAUUUACCUGAUGCUUCAGAUACAAACCCACCGAUAGCAGCACCAGGAACAAACCGUACGGGUGUAGCAUUGCCUACUUCAGCAAAUGGAGCAAACCGAACACGGCCCCCUGUAUCUCGACCACUACAGAACUAUCGUGGCUCACAGACAUCGUACAAUAAUAACCCAAAAACACAAUCAACACCACCGACACCAUCGGCUACUGCACCGAAAACUGCGAAGAAGUCAGCAAAUGAUCUAGGAUCAACAUUUACUGCUAAACAAUUUACAUCAACCGAGAAUAAUCUUCUCAAUGACGUCAGCAACAAACCUCGAACACAAAUGACAACGUUACGACGUCCGGUAACUCAAACCUCUGCCGAACAAAUUCCUCCUGCGUCAUCGGUCGAUGUCACACAAACAGCAAUUACUCCAACAAACAGUCAAAGCUCGAUACCACGCAGCUCAUCUACCUUAAGUCAAGGCCGCAAAAGCGGAAUACCGACCAUUGGUAAACAAGGGCGGCCUAGUAUUCCGACGCCCUCACGACCGGCAACGUCGAACUCAAUUCCUUCGUCUCACUCAUCAGAUAGUAUGAUGACAACCCGGAACGUUCGAGCUCCUGCAUCAGUCACACGACCACAGAUUCCGGAUACCGUGUCGCCAACAUCAUCAUGGAAUGAAGGAUGUUACUAA
This is a messenger RNA of Adineta ricciae, 825 nucleotides long. The record is from the annotation of a GenBank genome assembly. Lineage: Eukaryota; Metazoa; Rotifera; Eurotatoria; Adinetida; Adinetidae.